AUCCUGCGCCCUCCUUCUCUCUCUUCGGCCCGAGCAAAUCUGACAUGUCGGAAGAAGCGAUCCUAAAAAGGCUCGAGGACUCCACACGGUACGCGGUCGAGGAGCAGAUCCGCACCCUCCAAACCAUCCUCGACCACAACGGCGGCGCACGUUAUCUCGCAUCCCAUUUUCAGGGCUACAACGGCCCCCUCAACGCCGACUCCUUCCGGCGUUUCGUCCCCAUCUCUUCCUACGACGAUUAUGUGGGCCCCAUCCAAGCUCUGGCCGACGGUGACGAUCGGCCCAUCCUGUCCGUCGAUCCCCUCAUCUGCUUCUUCUACAGUUCAGGAACGAAUUCUUCAAAGCCGAAGAUGAUACCGUAUUUCGAUUCGAAGCCCGGGAAAGAAGCAUCCUAUCUGGCACACCAGGCCAGUGCUGCACUCGUUAGAAGGUUGUUUCCUCCCAGACCAUCCAAGAAUAAAGUCCUUUGGUUUCUGUAUGCUGGGAAAGUCACUGAGACCGAAGGCGGUAUCAAAGCAAUGGCAGCCUCUGCAUUUCCCUUCCACAACAACAGCCAAAGCAAGUCGCAACUGCUUUCGAUGUGCAUCAGCCCUGUCGAAGUUCUUCUUGGAUCGGAUACUCAUCAACAGACAUACUGUCACCUUCUAUGCGGCCUGCGCUACUCCAAUUCUAUAGACUGUAUACGGGCCCCAUAUGCUGCGGGCCUUAUACGGGCAUUCCACCUUCUAGAAUCCAAGUGGAGGCAGCUCUGUGAAGAUAUUGACACUGGGACAGUUAGUUCAGAGAUAACAGAUGUUACAAUGAGGGAUGCCAUUGUGGAGUUCCUUGGCGGGCCCCAACCAGAUAUAGCGGAUAGGAUUCGAUCAUUUUGUGAAGGAGGAGAGUGGGGUGGGGUCCUGAUCAAGCUGUGGCCGGAACUGCGUUACAUUUCAUGUGUCACGACCGGAAGCAUGGAGCAGUACUAUGCCAAGCUCAAAUACUAUGCUGGCGAUAGUGUAAUGUUGUUAGGUGGUGACUACUUCACCUCUGAAUGUGGCGUCGCUAUCAACAUGGAACGGUCGAAUCUGCCACAGAAUACGAAAUUCGUCAUGCUCCCAACAGCGGCCUACUUCGAAUUCCUCCCAUUUGAUGUGAGUGCCAGUGUUUGUUCUGAUGCAGCUGUGGAUUUCUCGGGCGUUGAGGUUGGGAAGAUGUAUGAGGUUGUCACAACUACUUACAGAGGGUUGUAUCGAUACCGUCUUGGCGACAUUGUUAAAGUCAUCGGUUUCUAUAAUUCAUCUCCUGAAGUGGAGUAUGUGAUGCGGGCACCAAAGGCUCCUGGAGAGGUUUUGACUGAGAAGAGCUUAAUCUCCGCCAUGGAAAGAUUGCGAUGCAUGCUUAGAGAGGAAACUAAGGUGGAGAUUGUGGAGUUUGCAAGCUUUGUAGACUUGGAAUCGAGCCCAAAACAUGUGGUGAUUUUCAUUGAACCAAGCAUUGAGUUCGAGGAAUCGAUGGUUUUUCUUCAAAGAUUCUGCUUGCUCUUGGAAGAUUGUUUAGGUAGUAUUUAUAAGGUGCAGAGGAAGAACAGAGAUGUUGGGCCUUUGGAGAUAUCUGUUGUGAAGCCAGGCAGUUUCUAUGAACUGUUCCGGGCGGCAGUGGAGAAUGGGGCACCCGCCAAUCAAUACAAGCCACCGAAGAUUCUUAGAAACCGUACGAUCAUUGAUUUAUUGAAAAGGUUUGUGAUCAUGACCGUCUAUCAGGAUUCUUUGGAUAUCCUGUAAUUCUAUGCAUAUAAGCUCAUAUUUGGGAUUACCAUGCUCAAACCAAAAGAAGAAGAUGAAAGAAUCACGCCUGUUUGAUUCUUGUUGCUGACCUGAUUGAUGAGAGCAGUCUGUUUCUUUCAAAUCAUCAGACAAGGUAAGGAAUAGUACUAUGCUGUAAUGUUGCCACUGCAAUAUAGUCUUCCUCCUCUGACCCAAGCACCUCAAUGGGAUUACUGUUUUGAAGGCUAGUGCUUAGUUGGGGAGCAAGACUCUUUAAAUAGAAUAGUUUUCAGUAUACUCUUUAAUACACACACACACACAACCUUACAGUUCUCUCCAUAAGAACAGAGAAUUGACAACCAAAAGCUAUAUAAAAUGUGUAUAUCAUCACA
This is a messenger RNA of Magnolia sinica, 2134 nucleotides long. RefSeq names its product probable indole-3-acetic acid-amido synthetase GH3.6. The transcript has 3 exons. Gene Ontology annotation, molecular function: acid-amino acid ligase activity. Gene Ontology annotation, cellular component: cytoplasm. NCBI's taxonomy places the organism in Eukaryota, Viridiplantae, Streptophyta, Magnoliopsida, Magnoliales, Magnoliaceae. The record is from RefSeq and is a predicted model, not a curated record. The coding region runs from base 45 to 1760 and encodes 571 amino acids.